Messenger RNA from Xylaria bambusicola, 1453 nucleotides. Its product is annotated as PITH domain-containing protein. The record is from RefSeq and is a predicted model, not a curated record. The transcript is spliced from 3 exons. Gene Ontology annotation, cellular component: nucleus. Lineage: Eukaryota; Fungi; Ascomycota; Sordariomycetes; Xylariales; Xylariaceae. The coding region runs from base 300 to 1010 and encodes 236 amino acids.
GUUACGGAGGUCCAAUAUAUCCUUUAACCUAAACUAUCUACCUCGCUACUCACCGAGGACUUGACAACAUCAAGGUAAUUCACGACAGUUGAGUGACGGGGAAAAGAACAAAGAAAAAUACGUCUUUAGGCUCGAAGAUUCAUGAUCACCUAGCUACCGUCACAUUUCUAUAGAGAGAAAGGAGCGCACUCAUCGUUCUCUUCUUCUUCGCCGUCUUUAGUGACGUUGUACCCCCCGAAUCUUACAGGUAGUUGGUUACAGGCACCUGUUACCUAGAAUUGAGCUACUACUAGCCCGGAAUGUCGCAUUGCCACGAUGAGCACGCUGGCCACAGCCAUGGCAAUGGCCAUCACGACCACGACCACGAACACGACCAUUCAGACGACAUCACGCCGGCUCUGCAGCACAGCCUGUACCAGCAUAUCCAGUUUGAUGACAUCAUCACCCUCAAUGAAUCUGAGCGGGACUCCGGAAAGGCCGUCGUCAAAAAGACCUGGGCCGAGCGGUUGCAGAUUGAGCCUGAGCUUGUGAGCGACGCCGAUGAACAGAUAAUUGUGAACAUCCCAUUCACAGGUCAAGUAAAACUACACUCAAUACUUCUACGCAGCUCGUCGUCUAGCAGCGCUCCCCGAACGCUACGGGUGUACACCAACCGAGAUGACGUUGAUUUUGACAACGUGGACAGCCUGAAAUACGUCCAGGAGUUUGAGCUAAGCCAGACGUCCGAGGUGCAGGAACUCCCCGUCAAGCGGGCUCUAUUCAGCAGGGUGCGCCGGCUGACGCUAUUCUUCGUGGACAACUUCGCCACCGGCUUUCGCGACACUGAUGACGACGAUGGCGUAUCUGACGAGGAGGAGGGCGAUGUUUCAAGAUUAAGCUAUCUCGGCUUCAAGGGCGAGUGGAUGCAACUCGGUCGCGCGCCUUCACAGAUCAUCUACGAAGCUGCGCCUAACCCUAAUGACCACGCCCUUAAGGGCACCAGCGCCAAGAAGUUGUCAAAUCGAAUGUAAAAAAGACAUGUGCUUUGUUCCUUUUCGAAUGACCGUACAUCUAGUUCGGUAGCUCACAAUGCGCAAAGAGUACCUAAUGAGGAACCCUUUUUUUCACCCUAGUUUUUCCCUUGUAAUAAAUGUAGUAUCGAGGCCAAGUGUUACAUGAAGUCGUCUUCCCAGUCCUCGCCUGUAUUGUGGUUACUUGAGGCGGCGAUGUUCUCCUCGGAGAAUAAUUCGUCAUACGCAUGAUCCUUCUGCCAUUUCUUAUCCGCUCUCUCCUGUGCUAUCCUAGCAUCUUCUUUCUUCUGUUGUGAGGUGAACUGUGUUAGCGGCAUAUCCUUGUGUACACUCAAGCUCAAAUACCAUGCUAGUAAUAGAGAUAUGUAGGGGAUGGAGGGGGGGGAUUUUUUUAUUCUUUAAUUAAAAGAAAAAACGCACUCUUUCCUGUCUCGCAAUCUGGU